AUGGCUGACACAAGAGGGGCGAUGGCUGUUCGGAGGGAUCAAGAACGGUGUUACGUAUGUGCCUGUGCUCUAUAUCGAAACCGGUCUGAAGUGGCUGCCAUGGCCAGCAGUUGUCCUGUCCUGGCGCUGGCGCUGGCGUCCUUUGCAGUGGGACGCUGGGCAUUGAUGAUAUUUGCGACGGUGGCUUUUCUCUACAUCGGCUUUAUGGGGCUUUGGGAAAACACCAUAGACACCAUUGCGUUGAUGGUAGUGGCGGUAGCGUUGUCGGUGGCGGUUGGGCUGCCGCUGGGCGUGCUGGCCGCGCGCAACCAGACUGCGGACCGCAUUCUGCGCCCAAUCCUGGACGGGAUGCAGACCAUGCCGAGCUUUGUGUACCUGCUGCCGGGGAUUCUGUUCUUCGGGCUGGGCAAGCCGGCGGGUAUAUUCGCCACCAUCAUCUACGCGGUUCCGCCGGUAAUCCGGCUGACCAACCUGGGCAUCCGGCAGGUGUCCCCGGAAACGGUGGAAGCGGCGCGGUCUUUCGGGGCCUCGCCAUUGCAGAUUCUCUCGAAGGUGCAAGUGCCGAUGGCGCUCCCCACUAUCAUGGCCGGCAUCAACCAGACUACCAUGCUCGCUCUGUCAAUGGUAACCAUCGCAAGCAUGGUAGCGGCCGGCGGCCUGGGUGACAACGUGCUGCGGGCUAUCCAAAAGAACGAAGUGGGCAAGGGGAUAAUCGCCGGGUUGGCUAUCGUGUUCAUGGCUAUCGUAAUCGACCGCCUCACGCAGUCGGUAGCGAGAAGCCGUCAGGAAGCAUUGUCCGGAGGGCUUUGA
Geodia barretti is the source of this 810-nucleotide messenger RNA. The record is from the annotation of a GenBank genome assembly. Lineage: Eukaryota; Metazoa; Porifera; Demospongiae; Tetractinellida; Geodiidae.